GGGACUAGCAAGUCGGAAGAAACCAAUAAUCGAACCAAACUAAACUUGUUUUCGAAGAAACACAGAGCUCCUUCUCUUCCAUCUACGCAAUGGCGACUGUAGGGGUCAAGAGGACGCAACCGGAAUCGGCGGCACCGGAGGAGAUGUGCACGGCCAAGGUUGGGACCACUAAACAAGGGGAAGGCCUCAGGCAAUACUAUCUCCAACACAUCCAUGAGCUCCAACUCCAGGUCCGCCAAAAAACCCACAAUCUUAAUCGCCUUGAAGCUCAGCGCAACGAACUCAAUUCUCGAGUAAGAAUGCUUCGAGAAGAACUGCAGCUGCUUCAGGAGCCUGGAUCUUAUGUGGGUGAAGUUGUGAAAGUUAUGGGUAAAAAUAAGGUUUUAGUUAAGGUUCAUCCAGAAGGAAAAUAUGUUGUUGAUAUUGAUAAAAGUAUUGAUAUCACAAAAAUCACGCCAUCAACCAGAGUUGCCCUCCGUAAUGAUAGCUAUGUCUUGCAUUUGAUCUUGCCAAGCAAAGUAGAUCCACUGGUUAACCUUAUGAAAGUCGAGAAGGUUCCAGAUUCUACGUAUGACAUGAUUGGUGGUCUUGACCAGCAAAUUAAGGAGAUAAAAGAGGUCAUAGAGCUACCAAUCAAACAUCCUGAAUUGUUUGAGAGUCUUGGAAUUGCUCAACCAAAGGGUGUCCUGCUAUAUGGACCACCUGGUACAGGGAAAACUCUGCUGGCUAGGGCUGUGGCUCAUCAUACUGAAUGUACCUUCAUCAGGGUAUCUGGUUCUGAGUUAGUUCAGAAAUACAUUGGCGAAGGUUCCCGAAUGGUUAGAGAACUUUUUGUUAUGGCAAGGGAACAUGCCCCAUCCAUCAUAUUUAUGGAUGAGAUUGACAGCAUUGGAUCUGCUCGAAUGGAAUCCGGAAGUGGCAAUGGUGACAGUGAGGUGCAGCGGACUAUGUUGGAGCUUUUAAACCAGCUUGAUGGGUUUGAAGCGUCUAACAAGAUCAAGGUUCUGAUGGCCACAAAUCGGAUUGAUAUCCUGGAUCAAGCACUUCUUAGGCCAGGACGAAUUGACAGGAAGAUUGAAUUUCCAAAUCCUAACGAGGAGUCUCGUCUUGACAUCUUAAAGAUACAUUCAAGAAAAAUGAAUUUGAUGCGUGGGAUUGAUUUGAAGAAGAUUGCCGAAAAGAUGAAUGGUGCAUCUGGUGCAGAGCUUAAGGCAGUAUGCACAGAAGCAGGAAUGUUUGCAUUAAGGGAAAGGAGGGUCCAUGUAACCCAGGAAGAUUUUGAGAUGGCAGUGGCCAAGGUGAUGAAAAAGGACACAGAGAAAAACAUGUCUCUGCGGAAGCUUUGGAAGUGAUUAUGUUUCACCACCGUGUCUUUUACUCUUUUUAUCAAACAUCUGCCAGAAGAGAGGGGUAAAAGAGUCCUUACAUCUGAAACUUCCUUGUUUUACUGUGGCGUAACAUUCCCUCGGGUGGCCAUAACUGGGUCCUGGAGCAAGAGUGUCACCCAUCCCAAGGCUUAAUUCAAGUAAUAAUUAUCUAUGUCAUUUUGUCAAUUUGUCAAACUUGUUGGUUGCCAGUUGUUGGUCUGAAUGUGAGUUGUAAAUUUCACAAAGUUGGAAUUUAGUGGCUCCAACCACCAUGAAGGAUGGGCAGCGCUUACAAAUCAACUUGCAGAAAACUCAAACCCAAUAAUACCCUUUUUCGUACAAGGUAGCUGAGGAUUCCCGUGUGUGGACGGACUUAGCUGUUGACUUUGACUGACCAUUAAUAUAUCAUCCAAGGAGUC
Molecule: messenger RNA, 1786 nt
Organism: Rubroshorea leprosula
Lineage: Eukaryota; Viridiplantae; Streptophyta; Magnoliopsida; Malvales; Dipterocarpaceae
Source: the annotation of a GenBank genome assembly